Molecule: messenger RNA, 1172 nt
Organism: Mytilinidion resinicola
Lineage: Eukaryota; Fungi; Ascomycota; Dothideomycetes; Mytilinidiales; Mytilinidiaceae
Exons: 2
Coding region: 177-992 (271 amino acids)
Source: RefSeq, a predicted model, not a curated record
UCUCCAUUCACCACCGUCUUCCCUACAAGCUACCAACUAUGCCCCUACAAUGCUCUAUUUCCUUCUGUGUGCUUCUCGCGCUCACAAAUGCUUAUACGGCAUCCUCCACAGCGCUUUAGGGCUUUCUCGAACCACAAACUCCCCAUCUAAACUAUAUCCCUCCGCCAUCCUUACCGAUGACCCCCGGCCUCCGAGAGUCCAAGUGGGCUCUGGGGCAGCCCAAGCGGCGCACUCCCGCCCAGCAGCUGAACGAGGACAAAGACAAAUCAUAUCGGCUUCUACGCCGUCUGUAUUGGAAAGCGGAGGGCCUCUUAUGUUCCUGGAAUCGGGCCCUUGAUGCCAUCAAGCGGCGCAGCAACGAACAGCACGACCACCCACACAGCACCAUUAUCGACUUUGCAUCAGUGGAAGAUGGAGCUAUGGUACAAUCCAUGUUCAAGGUUGACUUCUUCGAGUUCUACGUACUCCUGGAGAGGUACAUAGUCCUCUGCCUCGGAAUCUUAGGCGUCCGUGUCUCGCGGAAAGACUUGAACGCGGCCAAAGGUCCAUACUCUGGCGCGGCCCCAACGUUCGGCAUGCACCAAUUCCAUGCAAACCUUCUCGCAACACUAGACGAAAUCGAGUGUCCUCUGCACGCUGCACUGGGACAGCAGGAUGUUCGUAUCUACUUAGGCCGAGCGAAAGACUAUCGGAAUCGAUGGAAAGAUGCCGACGAGCUGGAUGGAGGACCCGAUGCCACGGAUGGUGAGGGUGGGAGAAUUGCACUAGAGGACUUGAAAUUGGGGAUAAUGUUGAAGACCAUCCUGGAAGGGCUGGAGAAAGCAAGCCUUGUGGUGAAAGACAGACAGCCUGGACAUACUGGAAUGCUAGUAUUGAAUGGAGAAGGUCCUGGACUGCAGGAGGUUGAAUAUGAAGCCAUGGAUAUGGAUGAUGCUCCUUGGGAGGCUGUGGGAGAUGCCAUGGAUGCCAUGGAUGCCAUGGACUGGGAAUGAAUAUGUACUUCACAUACGGCGCAAUUGGAUUGUGACAUACAGCCCAAGAUCCAGGCCGCGCCGUAGACAUUUGCGCGAUAUUUACACAUAUUCCUUGUCUCGUCCAGCCUCACUCAGCGAUCUACAACAGUAGCAUUGCUAUUCCUUCUCCAUGACGCCUUCCAGUUAUAAGAUUAUUUG